GCUAGGGUGUGCUGACGUUUGCGAGUCUAUCUGCGCGGCUUUCUUCCUGUUUGGAGCCGGCUUCGGAGAAAAGGCCGGUUUGCGGCCUGUAUUGAGAUCCGUUAACAUCUUCCCGAAGGAUUAUCGUAAGCCGGUCGGACACCAUGGCCAAAUUCCAGGCUCCAGUGAUAAAUGACAACCCUUUGGGUUGGGGACCCUGCGCUGUACCUGACCAGUUCAAGGACAUGCCCUAUCAACCAUUCAGCAAGGGGGACCGCCUUGGAAAGGUUGCAGAUUGGACAGGAGCCACUUAUCAAGACAAGAGAUAUACCAAUAAAUAUUCAUCUCAAUUUGGUGGUGGCAGCCAGUAUGCAUAUUUCCAUGAAGAAGAUGAAACCAGCUUUCAGUUGGUGGACACUACAAAGAUGCAGAAGACUGCAUACCAGAGGAAUAGGCUGCGAUUUGCUCAGAGGAAUUUGCGUCGAGAUAAAGACAGAAGAAAUAUGCUUCAGUUCAACUUACAGACUCUACCUAAAAGUGCCAAGCAGAAGGAGAGGGAUCGUCUAAGGCUACAAAAAAAAUAUCAAAAGCAAUUUGGUGUUCGCCAGAAAUGGGACCAAAAAUCUCAGACUCAGCUUAAACCACGGGAUUCCUCAGUAGAGGUUCGUAGUGACUGGGAGGUAAAGGAGGAGAUGGACUUUCCACGUUUGCUCAAAAUGCGUUACCUGGAUGUAUCUGAACCUGUAGACAUAGAAUGUUGUGGAGCCCUGGAGCAUUACGACAAAGCCUUUGACAGAAUCACCACAAGAAACGAGAGACCAUUGAAAAGUAUCAAAAGAAUCUUCCACACUGUGACUACAACAGACGAUCCCAUUAUCCGAAAGCUUGCCAAGACACAGGGCAAUGUGUUUGCCACGGAUGCUAUCCUUGCCACCCUUAUGUGCAGCACCCGUUCUGUUAAUUCCUGGGACAUUGUGGUCCAAAAAGUUGGGUCUAAGAUUUUCUUUGACAAGAGAGAUAACUCUGACUUUGACUUGUUGACGGUCAGUGAAACGGCUAAUGAGCCCCCACAGGAUGAUGUCAACUCCUUUAACUCUCCUCGAAAUCUGGCAAUGGAGGCCACUUACAUCAACCACAACUUCUCCCAGCAAUGUCUGAGAAUGGGUAAAGAUAAGUACAAGUUUCCAAACCCAAACCCCUUCAUAGAAGAUGAUGUGGAUAAGAAUGAGGUGGCGUCUGUGGCCUAUAGGUACAGGCGCUGGAAACUCGGGGAUGACAUUGAUUUGGUUGUGAGGUGUGAGCACGAUGGUGUGAUGACUGGGGCCAAUGGAGAAGUGUCUUUUAUUAACAUAAAGACUCUGAACGAGUGGGAUUCCAGGCACUGUAAUGGUGUAGAUUGGCGUCAGAAGCUGGACUCUCAGAGGGGUGCUGUAAUUGCUACCGAGCUGAAGAAUAACAGCUACAAACUGGCACGCUGGACUUGUUGCGCUCUGUUGGCUGGAUCAGAGUAUCUUAAAUUAGGGUAUGUGUCCCGUUACCAUGUGAAGGAUUCCUCUCGCCAUGUUGUCUUGGGCACUCAGCAGUUCAAGCCCAGCGAGUUUGCCAACCAAAUAAACCUGAGCAUGGAGAAUGCCUGGGGCAUCUUGCGCUGUGUGGUGGAUAUCUGCAUGAAACUGGAUGAGGGCAAAUACCUUAUCCUGAAAGACCCCAACAAGCAAGUAAUAAGGGUUUACAGCUUGCCUGAUGGCACUUUCAGUUCAGAAGAGGAUGAAGAUGAUGAUGAUGAGGAAGAGGAAGUAGAAGAAGAGGAAGAAAGUUAAAUCUUUAGGAAUGGGUCAGAUGUUCAGAUUUUGGAACAUAUUUCCUUCAUCCUGGACCUGCAAGAGGAUAGAGCUACUAUAAGAAAAUAAAUAUUGUGCACAAACCUA
Molecule: messenger RNA, 1907 nt
Organism: Spea bombifrons (plains spadefoot toad)
Lineage: Eukaryota; Metazoa; Chordata; Amphibia; Anura; Pelobatidae
Gene: EIF3D
Product: eukaryotic translation initiation factor 3 subunit D
Exons: 16
Coding region: 144-1799 (551 amino acids)
Biological process (GO): translational initiation
Cellular component (GO): eukaryotic translation initiation factor 3 complex; cytoplasm
Molecular function (GO): translation initiation factor activity
Source: RefSeq, a predicted model, not a curated record